Messenger RNA from Dermacentor albipictus, 2181 nucleotides. Lineage: Eukaryota; Metazoa; Arthropoda; Arachnida; Ixodida; Ixodidae. The record is from RefSeq and is a predicted model, not a curated record.
GUUGUGCGAGAUCGGCGCAUUGACGGCACUGGUGACAGGUUCGGUAUGCCCGACUUGCUGUGAACGGAAACUCGCCGUCCGAGAAGCAGCUGAGAAGCGCAAAGGACUUUCGUCGCACCUGGAGCUACGCUGCGAAAAUACCGACUGCCCUGAAUCUGUGCUUUCAUUCACGCACACGUCGAAGCGGAUCGUCUCGGCCGGCGCGUGCGGUGACCCCGGGGUGAACACUCGCUACGACAGCGGGAGCUCGCGCGACGGCUUUGCCGUAAACGUGAAGGCUGUUUUGGCAGCGCGUGCUAUAGGAGUUGGAUAUGACCAGCUUUCGCGAUUUUGUGCGAUCAUCGGCCUUCCAAAACCGCUGCAUCACAAGACAUUCCAUGCUAUUUCUAAGAAGCUCCAUGGUGCUGCAAUGGAAGCUGUUAGCCAAAACUUGGAACUGGCGCGAAAAGUCACGAAAGACGCCGUUGGCGGCGGCGAUGUGCCAGUCAUGUUUGACGGCACUUGGCAAAAAAGGGGCCAUAAAAGCCACAACGGAGUGGGCACAGCUGUUUCCCUGGACACAGGUCUUUGCUUGGACUUUGAAGUCCUUUCAAAUUACUGUCUUGCUUGCAGUAUCCACAAGGACAUGGGUGAUGAUGAUGAGGUAUGGCAAGCCUUUCAUCGUCCUGUAUGUGAAAAAAACACCGAAUGUUCAUCCCAUGCAAUGGAACCUGAAGCAGCAGUGCGCAUAUGGCAGAGGACUUUGUCAUACGAGACCCCACUGCGCUUCACAAGCUUCUUGAGUGAUGGGGACAGCAAAGCCUUUACUGCCGUCUGUGGGGCUGAGGUGUACGGUGACACUGUCAUCGAAAAAGAAGAGUGCACCAACCACGUUGCAAAACGCCUAGGCACUGCUCUGCGAAAAAUGACAACGCCACUGCCACGAGGUGAAAAGCUAACGGUCGCAGCCAUCCAGAAACUGCAGACAUACUACCAAAUAGCCAUAACAAAUAACAAGGGCAGUGUGCGCAGCAUGUACACUGCUAUAUGGGCCUCAUAUUUUCAUUGUUGCUCCAGUGAUGGGGCCAGCAGCCACAAAUUUUGCCCUGCUGAACCAGAUUCCUGGUGCAAACAUAGGCGUGCUGAAGCACUGGGGGAGCCUACACCACGCCACACCCCCUUGUUGACAAAAGCUCAGGGCUUGGCAAUUAUGCCUAUAUAUAAGCGCCUUACUGAUGAGAAGCUCCUGGCUCGGUGCCUUCAUGGCAAGACGCAAAACGCAGCAGAGUCACUCAACAGCAAGAUAUGGCUGCUGUGUCCAAAAACAAAAUUUGCUUCCCGGACAUCUGUGGAGACAGCCACGGCUAUUGCCGUGCUGUGGUACAAUAAAGGCCAUGCGGGCUUUGAAGAAGUCCUACAAGAGAUUGGAGUACUUCCCCCAGAAGAGUUGGUCACACAUAGCGACCAUUCUGAUGACAUGCGCGUAAAGAAAAUGAACUUGAAGCGAACCGCAGAAGCAAGGGCGCACCGUCGUAGCGCAGUGAAAAGGGCUCGCACCGAGGAGACCAACCGUAGGAGCCGGGAAGGGCCAAGCUACAGUGCAGGAGCAUUCUAGAAACUUUUGUGUGCUUUCUGUGAAGCUGCUCUUGAGUGUGACAAAGAUUAAUGCAAAAACAACAGGAUUUUGAAGAAUAGAAGGUUUUGAAACUUUCAAACCUGUUUUUCUCAUUUUCAAUUUUUUUGAUAUUUUCGUGUCUUCCGGGAAGCCUUUUGUACACUUAGAAUUGGUGUAUACUAAUGAAAUUUGGCACACAUACUCUUGAAGGUAUGUAGAAUACCGAUAUCUACUUGAAAUUUCAAUAUCAGUCGUCAGUAAUUACAAUAGUACGAAGUUAUGUCUCAGGGAACUAAAAGAAACAAUGGUCGAAGUGUCAAAAUUUUUUUCUCCCACUUCCUAUAACUGAACACGCUUUUUGACUAGAUAUCGGUACUCUGUGAUCUAGGAAGAGCUAAAUAAGCUAUAGCACGAUACCUUUUGUGAAAGUUUAGUUCAUAAAAAAGUGCCCGUAAAGACCCCUAUAAUUUGCACUUCAGUAUAAUAUAACUCGAGAACUAUAGCAGCUACACAAAAACUAAUUGGAUAUUUGAAAUCUGCAUAAAAAACUCUUCAGUUGGCUGAAUUUUGAAGUCUCUGGUACAAAU